Gadus macrocephalus (Pacific cod) is the source of this 1647-nucleotide messenger RNA. RefSeq names its product ring finger protein 13 (gene rnf13). The transcript is spliced from 8 exons. NCBI's taxonomy places the organism in Eukaryota, Metazoa, Chordata, Actinopteri, Gadiformes, Gadidae. The coding region runs from base 291 to 1037 and encodes 248 amino acids. The record is from RefSeq and is a predicted model, not a curated record.
UGUGAUGGCGGAAGUUCGCAUCCCUACACGAAAAAUCUAGCGAGCGGAUUAUUGUUGACAUUCUCCGGCGUACGGGCCUGCCUGGUAAACGGAAUGAAGUUAUCACAUAUCAUCUUGAUUGUGCACUGUAUUACCCACACGUAGCUACAGCCUGUUAUGUACACACGGGUAUCUUAUUCUAUAGAAAAGACACACCUCCUGAAACAUUGAAAGGUGUGACCCCAGGCACUCUCUGCUGACCUGUGUGAGUGUGUCGGGGAGGUAAAGCAGUUCCACAGAGUGAUGCCAAGAUGUUGCUGUCCCUUGGCAUGCUGAUGCUGUCCGCCACACAGAUCUACACAAUCUUCACGGUCCAGCUCUUCGCCUUCCUCAACCUUCUGCCCGUGGAGGCUGACAUCGUUGCCUACUCAUUCGACAACAAGACAGGAAACUUUGAUGACCUACCUGCACGGUUUGGUUAUCGACUUCCCAGCGAUGGACUAAAGGGUUUCCUGAUUGGUGCGCGGCCGGAGAAUGCGUGCAUGCCCAUCGAGCCCCCGCCCAGAGAGGACAACGCCUCGGGUGCCUUCAUCGUCCUCAUCAAGCGCUUCGACUGCAACUUUGACAUCAAGGUCCUCAACGCGCAGAAGGCCGGGUACAAGGCGGCCAUUGUGCACAAUGUGGACUCCGAUGACUUAAUCAGCAUGGGCUCCAACGAUCUGGAUGUCAUGAAGCAGAUAGACAUUCCAUCUGUGUUCAUCAGCGAGGAGACGGCCAACUCUCUGAAGGAGGACUACUUGUACGACAAGGGGGGCCACGUGGUCCUGAUGCCCGACUUCAGCCUUCCUCUGGAAUACUACCUCAUCCCCUUCCUCAUCAUCGUGGGGAUCUGUCUGAUCCUCAUCGUGGUCUUCAUGAUCACCAAGUUCGUGCAGGAUCGCCACCGGGCCCGACGGAGCCGUCUGCGCAAAGACCAACUGAAGAAGCUCCCCAUCCACAAGUACAAGAAAGGUACGGCUCACGCGCUGUUGUACCGCCGGGGGGUGUGCGACGUGUGAUCAGCCGCUACGAGCCGUUUUGAAAAUCGGCUUCUUCUGACAUCACAAGUGGGCCGUGUUCACCUAGAUGUGUGCUGGAGGGAUCAGUCUACCAGGACUGUAGCCAACGUUGCUCAUCUCUCUCUCGUCAUACAUCUCGGUGGACACGACCACCUGUGAUGUCCGAAGAGGCCGAUUUUCUAAAACGGCUCGUAACGGCUAUUCACUCUCACACCUAGUGGUAUAAUAUGUCACCUUUAACCUUAAAAAACGUGGACUGGGUCUGCUUGAGGGGUCAACAAUUGUCGCCGAAUAGAACAGGAGAACGCAAUGUACAGUUGAAAUGAAGUGAAAUCAUUUUUUGGGGAUUUAAUAGAUCUAACUAUACACUCAUCCUCUUAACUCCUGGUAUGUGAUUUCGUUUGAAAGAUGUCAUAAAAGUGUUUCCGGUGUGCUCAAGCCCGGCAUCUAUCAUCAUAGAAUAGAGAAGGGCUGUUCCAAACCAGUCCUAGGGUUGAGUCGUUUAGUAUGACAACUGUAAGUAAGCCUGCUUUAAUUCUCGGCCAAGCUGCUGUCUGUAUUCAGUCCAGCGCACGCACAUAUAUACUGAUUAAAUAGUUUCUGAAUAAUA